Molecule: messenger RNA, 3415 nt
Organism: Lolium perenne
Lineage: Eukaryota; Viridiplantae; Streptophyta; Magnoliopsida; Poales; Poaceae
Source: RefSeq, a predicted model, not a curated record
CUUUCAUCGGAAGGAAAUCAGAUAUGCAUCAGCCAGGACGGACGGACGGAAGGAAAUCAUCUCUCCCCCCACCCACACACGCUGCCGUCUCUUCUCACCCUCACACUGCAAACACCUCGCCGCCCCGUCGUCUGCCAUCUCUUCUCCGACGCCUGCCUUCUGGCAACCACCUCGCCGCCUCGUGGUCUGCCAUCUCUUCGCCGACGGCUGCAAUCUCUCCAUCGACCUUGUUGGUUGCCAACGCCGACGCCACGUGGUCUGCCUCAUUGGUCUGCAACCUCGCCGACGCCCCGUGUUCUCCUUCAUUGGUCUGCCGCCUCUUCUUUGACGCCCAGAUGGAUCCGUCGAAACGGUCGAGUGAACGUACUCCUUUCAAAGAUUUGUCCAACACCAUCAGCACAAACACCAUACAUGGAGGGGAACCUACAGAUGGGAGAGAACGCGGUAGACAACGUCGACAGAUAUAUGCGCAGAUGGAUCCACAAAAGAAAGAUGAGCUACUUAAAAAGCGCCGUGAAUCCUAUCAACAGAAGAAAGCUAAACUACAAUGCACACACCCUGUUACAAACUCAGGAGAGUCAAUUGGAGGUCCAUCUGCACUCACGACCCUAGAGAGCCAACCGGCUGUUAAAGGACAAAAUGCUAUGCACACGGAAGAUGUUGUACCUGCUGCAAAUGAGGUAUUCCAACUCCAAUCACCUCAUAUGUCAUCUCAAGGGCAACAAAGUUUCAUGACUGACAAUGUUGACAUCGCGGUGUUGACCGUCAAGGUGUUGAGAAGUCAAUGCUUACAGAGUACUUCGCGGCAAACAAAUUACAUGAGGAGGCCCGUUGUAUCUUGUACAGGGAUUUCCCCGAAUGGUACACUUGGCAGAAAGGUAAGAAAGGUCAGGAUAAACACUGGCAGAGAAGGGCUGUAAAAAAAGAUGGUACACCUACGAAAAGGAUACAGGUUGGAAGGAUUGUGUCGGCUCACCCAGCGGAAGGGGAUCGCUAUUACCUGAGAGUCCUUCUAAACCAUGUCAGUGGGGCCACCUGCUACGAUGACCUAAAGACGGUUAAUGGCAUUCUGCUGGGAUCCUUUCGUGAAGCUGCAGAGAGAAGGGGGUUGAUCGAAGGGGACAACACAUUGGAUGACUCCCUUACUGAAUCUACACUCUUCGAGAUGCCUUCAUCUCUACGAAGGCUCUUUGCGACAAUAUUGGUAUUCUGCGAGCCUAGCGAUGUGCGCGGGCUCUGGGAUAAGCACUUUGACGCAAUGUCGGAAGACUAUCGCCGCAACGAUCCAUCCAAUAUUGUAGCUGAGCAGAAAGUUUUGAUAGAUAUCAGAAAUAUGCUACAGUCAAUGGGCAAAGACAUCAAGUCAUUUCCUCUUCCUGAUAUUGAUGAGGAAUUUGACAAUGCCACCGGUGUGGAAAGGGAGAUCUUCGAGGAGUCUGUGAUUGAGCCCAACAAGGAGGACAUAAAUCUACAAGACUCACUUAAUACGGAUCAGAAGGCCGCGUAUGAAAAAAUUAUGUCUGUUGUUCAUGGCGAUGAGGGUGGUGUGUUCUUUGUGGAUGGACCUGGAGGUACCAGAAAGACUUUUCUGUACAGAGCACUGCUCGCAACGAUUCGCGGUCAGAAAAAAAUUGCUGUAGUAAUAGCUACAUCUGGUGUUGCAGCUUCCAUAAUGCCUGGAGGGAGAACAGCUCAUUCCCGAUUCAAGAUACCACUGAGCAUUGAUGAUGGCGGGUAUUGCACCUUCACUAAACAGAGUGGUACUGCAAAACUCCUACAGUCGGCUUCUCUCAUCAUCUGGGAUGAGGCUUCCAUGACAAAGAGACAGGCAGUCGAGGCGUUGGACAACAGUAUGCGCGAUAUAAUGAGCCGUCCAGACCUGCCAUUUGGUGGAAAGACGGUUGUCUUCGGUGGAGAUUUCAGGCAGGUCCUCCUGUUGUCCGUAAAGGGUCGAGGGCUCAGAUAAUUGAUGCGUCACUACGUAGGUCUUACCUUUGGGAUUGCAUGACUCACCUAAAGCUCGAACGCAAUAUGAGGGCACAUAGUGAUCCUUGGUUUGCGGAAUACCUACUGCGCAUCGGUGAUGGUAAGGAAGAGGCCAAUGCUGAUGGUGACAUCCGUCUUCCUGACGAGAUAUGUGUGCCGUGUACGGGAAAGAAGGGCUCCGACCUUGAUAAACUAAUAGACAACGUUUUCCCAAGCCUUGGUGCUAACAUGUCAGACCCAAACUACAUCACCUCCAGAGCAAUCUUGUCGACACGAAAUGACUGCGUUGAUAGGGUUAAUUUGAAGAUGAUAAAUCGAUUCCAGGGACAAGAGAUGUUGUACCGUAGCUUUGAUUGUGCGGUGGACGACCCUCAUAACUACUACCCACCUGACUUUCUUAACACAUUGACCCCUACUGGUCUACCCCCACAUUUGUUGAAGCUCAAGAUCAAUUGCCCUAUCAUAUUGCUCCGAAACAUUGACCCCGCAAACGGACUUUGUAAUGGCACGAGGUUGGUGGUUAGAGGAUUCCAAAGAAAUGUUAUCGAUGCAGAAAUUGUUUUGGGCCAACAUGCUGGAAAGAGGAUCUUCCUGCCAAGGAUCCCACUUUGCCCCUCUGAUGAUGAGAUGUUCCCUUUUCAGUUCAAGAGGAAGCAGUUUCCUGUUAGGCUCAGCUUCGCCAUGACGGUUAACAAGGCACAGGGGCAGACUAUACCUAAUGCCGGUAUUUACUUGCCUGAGCCGGUGUUCUCUCAUGGGCAGUUAUAUGUCGCCCUAUCUAGAUCUACUGCUAGAAAGAACGUCAAGAUUCUUGUCAUCCCAGAUGGUGAUAACAAGAAAACAAACUCUGAUGAAAGCAAAAAGAAGAGGCGUCUUGUCAAUACCUACACGAAGAACAUAGUCUGGAAGGAGAUCCUUACAUCGUAGGUGGCCAGCUUCAAAAGAUCAUUGGACUGAAUGCUGAAAAGGCAGACCUUCAGCAGUUUGUCCCGUUCUCAGGACCUCUGUUAUGGGUUAUGGCUGGUCCUUUUGAUUUCCCGGAUGGCUCGCUGACAGGUGUUCUGGGCGUCGUCAUGUACGUCAGGCCAUUCGAGACUGACUUUCUAGCCCCUAGCAGCGACAGAGAGUUAGCUAUCGUUGAUAGCGAGUACAACAUUAUUUUUCUCCGCAUUUUUUGGAGAAAAAGCAUAUUCCUACGGCAGCACUCUUUUGUUAGCCGAACUGAAUAGUGCUGUUCUUGUGGCACAUGACCUAAAAGUCGAUCAAGCAUCAAGUAAAAUUUAGUUGCAUUAAAUUUAGAUCAAGCAUCCAGAUGGACAAGCUGAAUUAAAUUUAAGUCCAGAAUAAUAAUAAUAAAUAAAAACUGGAGUAGUUAUUCUCUAUUUGAUAAUGAAGUUUUAAUAAUUCAGAUGUCAUAUGUGUGAAACAA